AUGGCAAAUUGCCCGCGUGCUACACUCUGGUUGUACGGUCGACAUCUUCCAGAGAGCCGAGAAAGUGGGUCUAGAAGCUGGCAGCACAAGCAAUACGGCAUGUCUGCCGUGCCGCGACGCAAGAUUGGCAGUCGUGCCUGCGAUGGCUGCAAGAUCCGCAAAGUGAGAUGUACCGAAGAGCCACCCUGCGCGCGAUGCUCAUCCAUCGGGAUCGCGUGUACGUUCAACAAACGCCAAGCAACCAGGGGGCCUCGGAGCCUGAGGGCAAAGACCCUCCAGCAAAUACGGGACUCCCAGAGCCUUGCGGAGGGCCAGAGUCCAUGUGGGCAGGGCAGCGAUGGUGGCCGCCUGGCGGAUGAUGUGCCAACAAGAGGGUUCUCAUCCGUGGGUCACACCUUGCCCAACCGAGACCCGCCUCUCGUUAGUGGUCCAGGUGGCGAGUCCAGCGGCGUCCUAAGAACUCCUGUGUCGUCCUUGAUCAUCCGGCUAUGCAUCUACCGUCUUCGUCUCUUCCCAGUGUGGCCCAUACUUGAUGCUGAAGCCGUCAUAGCCUCACUGCUCAGGGAUUCCUCAGAUCUUGGAACUUACACACUGGCAAAUGCUGUGUGCGCAGCUGUCAUAGUGCAACUCAAGCUGCCUUUCGAAGGGAGGACAGACGAUAACGAUCCCGCGACAGCUGCCUCCAUGACUGCCGAAUGCCAAAGGACAAAGUUACUGCUUCAGGACGCCAAUGGGGAUGACGGCCCUGAUGCAGGGUUGAACAUGGUUCGGAUAGCCUUCUUCCAACACAUUUACCACGAGAACCAGAGCCCAGGGGGUACCAAGAGCCUGAUGUUCCUCCGUGAGGCCAUCACAAUCGCACAGAUUAUGGGCCUUCACAGGAAGGCAUCCUAUGUCUUGCUAGCCGCAGAUGAGCAGCAGAUGAGACGCCGUAUACUGUGGCUGCUUUUCGUCACGGAGAGAGGUGUAGCCAUGCUGCACAAGCUGCCUAUUGUUUUGAAAUGGCAGGCCAGCUUCCCACCGCUCGUGGACAAGGUUAACGUCGAGGUCGACGACGCGCACAUCCUACCGGCUUUCAAGAAGCUCGUCGAUCUGUUCUGGUUGUUCGACCAGAGUGGGGCCUUCGACCUGCUCACGCAGGCCGAUGAUGACGCCGAGGGGUUUCAGGAAGGCCGGCUAGACUAUCUCCAGCACCGCCUGCAAGAGAUCUCAUCAGACGAUAAUGAGAGCAACGAUGUGCAGAGGGCCGACAUAUGCGUUACGAAGUGCUGGAUGCAAGCGGUGGUCUGGCGAGCGUCGUUACGGCGGUCCAAGGCCGCCAUGUUCUCCAAGGGGCAGAGCCAGCUGUCACAGCCGUACCGCAUCGUGGCCGAGUUCCUAUCACACAUCUGCCACUGUUCCAAGACGGCACUUGAGGCCCACGGCCCGACCAUAGAGCUCAAGAUAUUUGAGAUUGCCAGCGCGCUCACCGAUUACAUCUACACACUGACGACGGGCGCGGACAUGGCACGGCAUCUCAGCAACACGGGCGUGCGGCCUGUGGAGAUGCUCAUCAAGCUGCAGAGGCUGCUUGCCUCGUCGCGCGGUGGCAACAAGACUCUUUUAACCCUGUUAUGUGCCAGAAUAGCCGAGGUGGAGAGCGCCGGUCCGUGCGAUCUGGCUUGGAACCACCCACAGACAGGGACAUGCGAGGCUGACGACGACAACAUGGGCGACGGGUGUGGUGAGACAGGCCUGCAGGCCCCGAGGAGGUUGUCCAGCUCGGCUUACCCGACUGUUGACGCUGUGGCAAGGCUACAUGAUGCUCCGUGCAUGCAACUGCCAAUGUGGACCGACUUCCGGCAGGAGGCAAGCCAGCGUAUGCUCGACGUGGCUGCUUCCGAGGAGGCGAUGGCUGCCAUGCUGAUGACACAGCCAGCCAGUGAGUCGUGGGACGAAUGGGUCGCAGGGUUCUCCGCUGGCACGAGUCACGGUGUGCUGUAG
Diaporthe batatas is the source of this 1983-nucleotide messenger RNA. RefSeq lists its product as uncharacterized. Gene Ontology annotation, biological process: regulation of DNA-templated transcription; DNA-templated transcription. The coding region runs from base 1 to 1983 and encodes 660 amino acids. NCBI's taxonomy places the organism in Eukaryota, Fungi, Ascomycota, Sordariomycetes, Diaporthales, Diaporthaceae. The record is from RefSeq and is a predicted model, not a curated record. The transcript has a single exon. Gene Ontology annotation, molecular function: DNA binding; DNA-binding transcription factor activity, RNA polymerase II-specific; zinc ion binding.